Molecule: messenger RNA, 1551 nt
Organism: Aspergillus mulundensis
Lineage: Eukaryota; Fungi; Ascomycota; Eurotiomycetes; Eurotiales; Aspergillaceae
Product: clathrin-mediated endocytosis regulator UBX3
Exons: 2
Coding region: 1-1551 (516 amino acids)
Cellular component (GO): endoplasmic reticulum
Molecular function (GO): ubiquitin binding
Source: RefSeq, a predicted model, not a curated record
AUGUCCUCUUCAUCGGGGCCAGACAUUUCCGAGCUCUCGGAUAGCCAGAGAUCGGCUCUGGAGACGUAUACCACAGUGACCGGCCAAGAACCGGUGGAAGCCAUCGCAUUGUUGAGCCGAUCGCAAUGGAAUGUCCAGAUUGCUAUCGCGAAGUUCUUCGAUGGUGAAGGACCUGAUCCUGUUGAAGAAGCCCGCGCAUCUCUCGAGAGUGCCAGCCCUGCCCGCUCAACCCGACAAACGCAGAACCUCCUGCAUGAGGAUCUGACUGCGCGGAUCUCUCCAGCUGCCGUUGCCGCCGACCCAGCUCCCCGAAUCGUGACCCAGCCUGGAGACCAACCCGUCUAUCGUCCUCCGUUCCUACUAGCUCUCCUUUUCACGCCGUUCAAUUUUCUGUACAGACUACUCUUCGGCUCCUUCCGUCUUUUCGGCUCCCUAUUUCCCUUUCUCCCACGAUUGCUCAAUACAACAGCGAGCCCUGCUCUACAUGGAACCCGACGGAACACCAAUGGGCGCCGACCGCUUGCACCGAAAGAUACAGCCGCGAGGUUCAUUCGCGAGUUUGAGGAGGAAUAUGGAACCCACUCGCUCACAUUUCUGGAGAACGGAUAUAACAUGGCAUUGGAAAAAGCACACCGGGACUUGAAGUUCCUCCUAGUGGUUCUUUGCGCCCCUGAGCAUGACCACACAGAUGCUUGGAUUCGAGAGACACUCCUCUCAAAAGAAGUCACCGAUUUUGUCAACGACCCGGAAAACAACAUCAUUGUUUGGGGUGGCAACGUGCAAGACGCUGAGGCUUACCAAGUCGCAAACUCCCUCCGAUGCACCAAAUUUCCCUUCGCCGCUGCGAUAGCUCACACGCCAGGUGUCUCCUCGACUGCAAUGUCUGUCGUCGCCAGGAUCUCUGGGGUUACCUCGCCCGCGGAGUUCGUAGAGAAGCUGCGCACAGCGAUCGCACAAAAUAAAGAGCCCCUCGAGCGAAUUCGGUCAACGAGAGCAGAACAGCAGGCCUCUCGGAGCCUCCGAGAACAACAAGACUCAGCAUAUGAGCGCUCACUCGCCAUUGACCGGGAACGAGCGCGACAGAGAAGGGAGGCCGAAGCAGCUAGACAGCGGGAAGAGCAACUAGCAGCGGAACGCCAAGCAACUGAAGAGAAGCGGGUACGCGAUAUGGAGCAGUGGAAGCGAUGGCGCGCACAGACUAUCCGCGACGAACCCCCAACGGACGUCAAAGACGCCGUCCGAAUCAGCAUCCGUCUCCUCUCGGGCGAUCGAGCCAUCCGCCGAUUCGCCCCCGAUGCCGACAUGGAGGAACUAUACGCGUUCGUUGAGUGCUACGACAUCACAAAGGAAAGAGGAACAUCAGAAGAGAAGAUCGCAGCAGAGAAGCCAGAAGGGUACGACCAUGUAUACGGCUUCCGUCUUGUAUCUCCCAUGCCACGAACGGUUUACGAGGUUGGUGCGGGCUCCAUUAAGGACAACGUCGGCCGCGGCGGAAGUCUCCUCGUGGAGCUCAUUGAUGACGAAAGUGAUGAAGAUGGGGAAGAUAGCUAG